GUGUUGUAUGCAGCUGGGGGGCAUCGCAUUUCACAUCUGGAGAAAGCAGAUGUUGCGCUUUUGGGAGCUGGCGCUGCGUUUCCGCGCUGUCAUUGUUUCCGUUUCCACCUCCGAGAAGCCUCACGCCUCCACAUUAUCUUUUUUGUUUUGCCUUGAACCCGCUGUGUGACGUGGUAGUUUGGGGCUAUCUGAAGUCUGAGGAGUGUUUGUAGCUUUUUUUUUUCUUUCUCCAACCAUGGGGGACAUCGAGGCUCCCAACUCGAAUCGGCCGCGCCAGAAUGUCCUGCUCUCCAUUCUCCCGAGCAAAGAGUUCGCCUCCUCCAGGAAAGGAAUGCUGCUCAUUGCUGAAGUGGCGCUGACCUUUAUAUCAUUUGUGUGCUUUGCGGCAUCCCGAGCGGCAGCCUUUGUGACGGUUCCACUGUUUGAGUUCCUGGCUGCUCUCUUCUUGCUGUUUGCUUACUCCACCAAAUUCAAUGAGAGGUUUAAAGGCUUCCUCUGGCCUCUUAUGGAUUUUAUGAGAUGUGUGACAGCCUCCAUCAUCUUCUUCAUCAUCUCCAUAAUUGCAGUGUCCAAAUAUGCAGAUGGUUCCUCUAAGGCUGCUGGGAUAUUUGGCUUCAUUGCCACCAUCGUUUUCGCUUUAGAUUUUUACCACAUUUUCAAUGAGCUGGCCGCUUUCCUAAAGCAAGGAGGAGGAGAGUCCAAUGAUGAGCCAUCAAGGCAGCAAGAUGAGUUUUCAGACUCUGAUUCAGACUGAGACCACGGACCACCACCAUGAGAUCUUCACCAGAGGACAUGUUAGAUCAUCCAAAACAAACCUUUGCAGGAGAAACGGCCACUGCUGAGCUAUCAUCUGCAAACAGUUGUUGGUUAUUUACAUACAUUUAUUGAUCGCUGGGGGAGUUAGUCUCCUCGAGUCAAACAUGUACAAAGAGGGGGAACCAGAUCCUUUUCACUUUGAAUCAGUUUCUUCUGUGGAGCAUCCAAAGGUGGAAAUGUGUUUAGUCAUUUCAAAACAUUCGGGUAACAAGUCUAAACUGAUGUGCCACAUAUGUUGGUCUUUUUAAGUUGCUAAUUCACUGGUCAUUACAAGUAGUUUUUAGAAUAAUGCAAACAUGCUCUGUUCUUUCUCGUGCCCAAACUCAUAAGAUGAUGUGGGAAACAUAAAAAAUGCCAGCCUGAUACUAAAAUGAUGAUAAAGCUGUGAAAUUGUUUGGUCUCAUUAUAGUGAGUUCUUAGAGACUGUUUGUACGAUCUGCAUGUGGGAGAAUGUGACUGAAUCUAAAAUAAUGACUGAUAUUUACUUUUAGGCUUUUGACCCUAUUUACACACACAUUAAACUACAACACUAGAUUCAUUUUCUUAGUGAGUACUAAUACUGAAGUAUGUAACUGGGGCACCAUCAUCAUCAUCAUCAUUUAUAAAUUGACAGUAUUACUAUAAAGACGUAUGUACAGAAUAUAGAGGAACAGAUUGGUUGCAGGUUGGCUGGUUACAACCUCUGUCCAAUCAUCUAAACUCUGCAAGAGUGUAUUUUUAUAAUUUGAGGAUGUUUCUUUAAAUUCAACUUUAGGGUCAGCAGCUUUCCUGUGACCAUGACAACCUUUUUGGGGCUGCUGUAACAUUGUUUAUAUGUCCCAAAACCUUUUAUGUUUCAGAGUUGUGAUGAAUCUUAGCAACCAAACCUGUUGCAUUAACCCAAAGUCUGAGAGACUCUCUGCUCUUGUGUUUUAGUUUGUCUGCUGUACAACCUGUGUGUGUGUGUGAAUAAUAACAGUGUAUUGAAGCCACUUAAUGCAUUAGUAUUUUUGUUGUGAAUCUUUUUUUUUUUUUUUGUAUUGAAAAGUAACUUUGCUUGCUGUGGUUGUGCAUUCACUUUUUUUGGGGGCGGAUGUAUGUUGGAUUCUUCAGUUCUUCCACUGCCACUACUGAAGACUUAGCCGCACCAGAACACCACGGUGACUGUUGAUGUAAUAAACACUGCACUGCAUGAGUGUUACAACAGCACUGUGAAUAAAACAUGGAUGAAACAGUUGCUCUAAUUUCCAUGUGGGAUUUUGACUGUUGAGAGCCAUUGCCAUAUUUAGUGAAUGUUCUCAAAGUUGCUGUUACAUCCAAUAAUUAUCCACUGUUGUACCUUUUUUAUGUGAGAGCUGUAUGAGCACCGGCCUUAAUGAUGCCAUUCAAUGUGUGAUGUUAAAUCUUUGCUGUCUUGUUAAAACCAUGUAUCUCCAAAACAUUAACUUUUCACAAGCUCAGAUAAACAGUCAUGGAAACUUUGUGGUAUGUUUCAAACAGUCCAGUUGGGUUUGAAUGUUUUUUUUUAUCCCAAGAAGUAGAAGAACUUUCACCCAUACAGGAACAUUUAAAGUGGAAAAACUUGUUGGCACUACUUCCACAAAGACGACCAGAUCCCUUUUUAUUUUCCUCAGAACCUACCAACCACAGUUACCACAGUUGCUUUGGUUGUUUGGUUUAUCAUUUCCGCUACUGGAGAUAGUAACUUUGUGCCACAGUGCACACUAGAAUGAUGGGCCCUAGUGCUCGCUAUCGUGCAUGAAUUGUCUUGACACAAAUAGAGACUUGACAUUGGACAACAUUAACGUACCUAUUACCCAGCAAUCCCUAUUGCAUAUCUGACAAAAAUAUGAAAGAAAGUAAGAAAUUAAUCAUUUAACUGAAUGUUUUUACAGUAUAUUUAUAUAUUUUAUAGGUUAUAUAGAAAAAACGUAUAAUUUUUGUUUGGAUAACUACUGAAAAAAAGAAAACCUUGAGGCAGAUGGGUUUGCCUUUUUGAGGAACUAUAUAGCAAAUGGCACCAUUUUUAAAUUAAUAUUAUUCUUUUUUUAAAUUUAUUAAUCUUUCAACACAGGUAUAUAUCCAUGGUGGCAAUCUGUAUCACUUGCAAGGGCCCCAUCUCUAAAAGGGCCCCUCCACCCCAGAGGUCCCAGUGCAAUCGAACUUGGCAUGAAUGAUGCCCCAGAAUGGGACCAGAUCAGUUCGCCUGAUUCUGACUGCUGACACUGCCAUCACCGGGCCAUUAUCAGAAAUGACCUGGCCCAGCAUCGGCCCAAACUCGGCAUACCGGAUGCAAUUAGCCGGGCCGCAUCCCGUUGCCUGACUCGGCUGAGACUCAGUAUGAAUUGACACCCCGGAAUUGGGCUAAAUCAGCUGGCCCGAUUCCAGCUGCUGACACUGCCAUCACUGAGGACAGACAUAUAAACACCUGGGAAAAUACUCACAACCGCUUCUGUGGUAGUUCAUGCUACAAAAGGUGCCACCAGGACCACAUUUUGCCAUUAAGACACACACAGAGACUCACAAAAUUAAAAACAAUACCAGCCAUCACGAUGUUCUUGCAGCAGGUAAUGACAAGUUAAAGCAAAAAAUUUU
Molecule: messenger RNA, 3390 nt
Organism: Epinephelus fuscoguttatus (brown-marbled grouper)
Lineage: Eukaryota; Metazoa; Chordata; Actinopteri; Perciformes; Serranidae
Gene: cmtm3
Product: CKLF-like MARVEL transmembrane domain containing 3
Exons: 5
Coding region: 236-754 (172 amino acids)
Cellular component (GO): membrane
Source: RefSeq, a predicted model, not a curated record